AUGUCUAAGGAUAUAGCGGAUGAACAAGGAUUAUCAGGCUAAUCGUCAAGAUCAUCAUCGCCUCAGGAACAAUCAAGAAGAAAAAGAUAAUUUUAAAUUCAUUUUUUUAUUGAAUGGAAAUACAUAAAAUCAGAUGAAUUGAAAAAUAUAUUAGAGGAUGUGAAAGUAUAGAAAAUAACAUAAUUUAGUCACAAUAUGAUAUCAAGUCUAUUCAACUGAAUCGAAAUAAUCAAAUUCCUGGGCUGGAGGGAACCGCAUUCUCAAUUAUUGAUUAUGAUGAUAGCAAAUUAAAUUCAUAACUUGAAGCCAUCAAUAAAAUACUAUAAUUGAUUGAAUAAAAAAAAAACCCUAAUUUUGAGAUCAUGAUGCUAAUACCUGAAGGUUGGAAAUUCUAUAGAUUUUAGGAACUGUCUCAUACUUGAUUGGUACAUCAGGAAAGCAAAUUAAAAAUAUUUAAUAAGAGACAAAAACUGAUGUAGUUGUGAAUAAUGCCAUCAAUAAAUUUUCCUUAAGAUCAGUUAAGAUAGCAGGUAAAGAUAUAAAUAUAUUCUUUAGGUUAGGCUAAUUGCAUAUUUAAUGCCAUUAAAUUGAUAACAAAUAAAUUACAUCAAAGAGGAAUUACAGAAGAUGAUUACAUAAAGAGAGCUGAACCAUUGGAUCCAGGAAAAGUUGUUACUAAGGUAUUUCUCAUCAAUAACAAGGUUUAACUUGUCUUUUUGAAUAUAAUAGUGGAUUACAUUCUCAAGAAUAAAGAUUUAGAAAAAAAAUAUUAAUUAAAAAUGAAAGCUAAAAAUAGUAAUGAAAUUCCAAUCAAAGUACAUUAUUAGAAUCACACUUUUUAGAAUAAAUUAAAAAAAGAUGAAGAAAUUUUAUAGUUAGUUGGAACCUUGAAAAAUGUAUAGGAGGCUAUUAGAUCUAUUGUUCGCAGAAUUAGUUCAUAAUUCAAGAAAUUGGAUUUUGAUAUUAGAGUAGUUAUGCCUGCUAAUUUUGCAUCCAAAUUAAUAGGAGCCAGUAAUAAUCAUCAUAUAUAAUCUUUUUAAAGAGGGCUGCUAAAUAAAAGAACUUGCAAAUAAAGCCAAAGGAGCAUAAAUCAAAGUAAUGUCCGAUAAGGAUGAUUCCGAUAUAGGAUAAUGUAACAUAAAUGAUAUAGUUAGAUUGUUUGGUUUAAGUAAUUGGAUCAGUGGAGCAUAAGUUAGAGGCUACAGUGUUAAUUUUAGAAUAGAUAGAGUGUUUUAAAAAUGGAGGACCUGUAUUAAAAUAAUUAAAAAGAUCCUUGAAAGCGGAAAGUACAUUAAUGAAAACUUUGCAUAAUAAUACAAAAAUUCAGUUUCCAUACAGGAUGUGAAAUCUAAAAGGUUAGUAUUAUUCUUAAUUAUUCAGAUAGAAAUCUUCUUCAUCCAGCUCUAUUAGAAGAGCAAGAUCCAGAUCAGAAUCAAACAAAAGAUAUAAAAAAUAAAGGAAAUCUAGAUCAACUAGGUACUUCUAAUCAAUAGAAAAGUUCAAAUUAACAAAAAAUCAAGCAAAAUCCAUUUCAAACGAAGAUAGUAGUUCCAAUCUAUUUAAUUGAAGAAAUUUAGAAAAAAUUAAAUCGCCUAGGAAAAGAAGAAGGAGUGCAUAUAUAAGCUGGCAGUAGGGUAUAAUUAAUCUUUUUUAAUAUUUUAGGAAUUCAGAGAUGAGUUGGUUUUGAAAUUGAGAGGAGAAAUGAAAAAUUGCUUAACUGUAAUCUAGUAUAUUUUAAGUGAAUAAUGUAAAUUAUAAAGAAGAUGA
Molecule: messenger RNA, 1767 nt
Organism: Paramecium octaurelia
Lineage: Eukaryota; Ciliophora; Oligohymenophorea; Peniculida; Parameciidae
Source: the annotation of a GenBank genome assembly